CCUCCCCGGGGGACCGCUCUUGCCUGGCCAGCUCGCCUGCACUAAGGCGGGGAGCAGCCCCAGGGCGCGCUCGCCUCCCGCCAGCUCGCCCCCCAUCACCGCCUCUGUCGCCGCCCCCUCCUUGGAAACCAAGUUACCAACGUUUAAACCAAUCCCUGGGCGCAAUUCUGCCACCCCCACACUCCACCCGCUGCGCUGUGAGGUCCUCCCAGCCCGGCUCUCCAUCGCUCGCGUUCCGCUCGCCUCCUGCACUCUCCCCUCCCCGGCAGCGGCGGCGAUGCCGGGGCCUUCGCCAGGGCUACACCGAGCGUCCCUCGGCCUCUGGGCUGCCCUGGCCUUGGGGAUCCUCGGCAUCUCAGCAGUCGCUCCAGAACCUUUCUGGGCGGACCUCCAGCCCCGCGUGGCUCUCGUGGAGCGCGGGGGCUCGCUGUGGCUCAACUGCAGCACUAAUUGCCCGCGGCCGGAGCGCGGCGGCCUGGAGACCUCGCUGCGCCGGAACGGGACCCAGAGGGGCCUGCGCUGGCUGGCUCGGCAGCUGGUGGACAUCCGAGAGCCGGAGACCCAGCCCGUCUGCUUCUUCCGCUGCGCGCGCCGCACCCUCCAGGCGCGCGGGCUCAUUCGAACUUUCCAGCGGCCGGAUCGGGUAGAGCUGGUGCCGCUGCCUCCUUGGCAGCCCGUGGGUGAGAACUUCACGCUGGGCUGCAGGGUCCCUGGAGCAGGACCCCGAGCGAGCCUCACGCUGACCCUGCUGCGAGGCUCCCAGGAGCUGACUCGCCGCAGCUUCGCGGGCGAGCCACCCCGAGCGCGGGGCGCGGGGCUCACCGCCACGGUCCUGGCGCGCAGGGAGGACCACGGGGCCAAUUUCUCCUGCCUCGCGGAGCUCGACCUGCGACCACACGGCCUGGGGCUCUUUGCAAACAGCUCGGCCCCCAGACAGCUCCGCACCUUUGUCCUGCCUCCACUUGCCCCGAGCCUGGUGGCUCCCCGAUUCUUAGAAGUGGGCUCCGAAAGGCCGGUGAGCUGCGCUUUGGACGGGCUGUUUCCUGCCCCAGAAGCCGAGGUUUCACUCUCGCUGGGAGAUGAGAGGCUGCAUCCGGAUGUGACCCUCGACGGGGACAGCCUCGUGGCCACUGCCACAGCUACGGCAAGCGCCGAACAGGAAGGCACCAGACAGCUGCAGUGCAGCGUGACCCUCGGGGGCGAAAGCAGGGAGGCCCAGGAAAACCUGACCGUCUACAACUUCCCCGUCCCUCUUCUGACUUUGAGUGAGCCCGAAGUUCCUGAGGGAAGGACGGUGACCGUGAGCUGCUGGGCAGGGUCUCAAGCCCUUGUCACCUUGGAGGGAGUUCCAGCUGCGGCCCCGGGGCAGCCCGCUGAGCUCCGGUUAAACGUCACGGAGAACGACGACAAGCGGGGCUUCUUCUGCGACGCCGCCCUCGAAGUGGACGGGGAGACUCUGCGAAAGAACCAGAGCGCCGAGCUCCGUGUCCUGUACGCACCCCGGCUGGAUGACCUGGAUUGUCCCAGAAACUGGACAUGGCCAGAGGGUCCAGAGCAGACCCUCCACUGCGAGGCCCGUGGAAACCCGGAGCCCUCUGUGCACUGCGCGAGGCCUGACGGCGGGGCGGUGCUGGCGCUGGGCCUGCUGGGUCCGGUGACCCGCGCCCUCGCGGGCACUUACCGAUGCACAGCUGUCAAUGGCCAAGGCCGGGCGGUCAAGGACGUGACCCUGACCGUGGAGUAUGCCCCAACGCUGGACAGCGUAGGCUGCCCAGAACGUAUUACCUGGCUGGAGGGGACAGAGGCAUCGCUUAGCUGUGUGGCCCUCGGGGUCCCACCGCCUAGCGUCAGUUGUGUGCGCUCCGGGGAGGAGGAGGUCAUGGAAGGACCGCUGCGCGUGGCCAGGGAGCACGCUGGCACCUACCGAUGCGAAGCCAUCAACGCCAGAGGCUCAGCGGCCAAAACUGUGGCUGUCACGGUGGAGUAUGGUCCCAGUUUUGAGGAGGUGGGCUGCCCCAGCAACUGGACGUGGGUGGAAGGAUCUGGAAGGCUGUUUUCCUGUGAAGCUGACGGGAAGCCAGAACCACGCUUGGAGUGCCUGGGCUCCGAGGGCGCCAACGAAGGGGCGGUGCUGCCCCUCGUGUCCUCAAACCCUGGUCCUAGAAACUCUAUGAACUCUAGUAACCUGUCACCAGGAAUUUACCUCUGCAACGCCACCAACCGGCACGGCUCCACGGUCAAAACUGUCGUCGUGAGCGCCGAGUCUCCACCGCAGCUGGACGAAUCCGGCUGCCCGAGUCACCAGACGUGGCUGGAAGGAGCCGAGGCCAGCGCGCUGGCCUGCAGUGCCAGGGGCCGCCCCUCUCCUCAGGUGCUCUGCUCCCGGGAGGGUGCCGCCAGGCUGGAGAGGCCGCUCGUGUCCAGGGAGGACGCGGGGACCUACCACUGCGUGGCCACCAACGCGCACGGCACGGAUUCGAGGACGGUCACCGUGGGGGUGGAAUACCGGCCUGUCGUGGCCGAGCUGGCGGCCUCGCCCUCCAGCGUGCGGCCCGGAGGCAACUUCACUCUGACCUGCCGUGCAGAGGCCUGGCCUCCAGCUCAGAUCAGCUGGCGCGCGCCCCCGGGGGCCCUCAACCUCGGCCUCUCCAGCAACAACAGCACUCUGAGCGUGGCGGGCGCCGUGGGCAGCCAUGGCGGCGAGUAUGAGUGUGCAGCCACCAACGCGCAUGGGCGCCACACGAGGCGCAUCACAGUGCGCGUGGCCGGUCCAUGGCUAUGGGUCGCUGUGGGCGGUGCGGCAGGGGGCGCAGCGCUGCUGGCCGCGGGGGCCGGCCUCGCCUUCUACGUACAGUCCACGGCUUGCAAGAAGGGCGAGUACAACGUCCAGGAGGCUGAGAGCUCGGGCGAGGCGGUGUGUCUCAAUGGCGCGGGAGGGCCACCGGGCGCGGAAGGCGGAGCAGAGACCCCUGGCACCGCCGAGUCCCCUGCAGAUGGCGAGGUCUUCGCCAUCCAGUUGACAACUUCUUGAGCCUGCGCUCGGCUCCCCCGGGGCCUCGCAAGCACGGGGGUGGACGUAUGUAUGGUUCGCUCUCUAUUUAUUCAACUCCAGGGGCAUCGCCUCCAUUUUCCACCCAUUCCCUUCAAUAAAGUUUUUAUA
This is a messenger RNA of Psammomys obesus (fat sand rat), 3160 nucleotides long. RefSeq names its product intercellular adhesion molecule 5 (gene Icam5). Gene Ontology annotation, molecular function: integrin binding. The transcript is spliced from 11 exons. Gene Ontology annotation, biological process: cell-cell adhesion. The record is from RefSeq and is a predicted model, not a curated record. Gene Ontology annotation, cellular component: membrane. NCBI's taxonomy places the organism in Eukaryota, Metazoa, Chordata, Mammalia, Rodentia, Muridae. Bases 278 to 3031 code for a protein of 917 amino acids.